UAUUUGGGCACAUUGGCUGCCCAUUUGUUUGUUUUACCAAAAUUGGGUUUUUUACAAAGUUUAACUGCCGCAGGAUGUCGGAGGUCCGCAUUCGGCCGCGCCAGGUCCUCAUCCUGAUCAUCGUCUUCCUGGUGGUGCUGAUGAUGGUCCACCGGAACGGCAAGCGCACCUGCCAGGGUCCGGAGUACCUGCAGGCCAUGUACGUCCAGGCGGACACGCUGCCCACGAUCUACGCCGUCACGCCCACAUAUCCACGUCCCGCCCAGAAGGCCGAGCUAACCAGACUAUCACACCUGUUCAUGCUGCUGCCGCACCUGCACUGGAUCAUUGUGGAGGACACGAAUGCCACCACCUCGCUGGUGAGGAACCUGCUGGAGAGGGCCGGCCUGGAGAAGCGUUCCACGCAGCUGAACACCAAGACGCCGCCGGAAUUCAAGCUGAAGGGCAAGGACCCCAACUGGAUAAAGCCGCGCGGCGUGGAGCAGAGGAAUCUGGCCUUGGCCUGGCUGAGGGGCCACGUGGACGUCGACCGGCAUUCGAUAGUGUUCUUCAUGGACGACGACAACUCCUAUUCCACGGAACUCUUUGCCGAGAUGAGCAAAAUCGAAAGGGGACGCGUGGGCGUCUGGCCGGUGGGCUUGGUUGGCGGCCUGAUGGUGGAGCGACCCCUGCUCAACGAGGAUGGCACCAAGGUGACCGGUUUCAAUGCCGCCUGGCGACCGGAGCGUCCCUUCCCCCUCGACAUGGCCGCCUUUGCCAUCAGCAUGGACCUCUUCAUACGGAAUCCGCAGGCCAUGUUCUCGUACGAGGUGCAGCGGGGCUAUCAGGAGAGCGAGAUUCUGAGGCACCUGACCACCAGGGAUCAGCUGCAGCCGCUGGCCAAUGGCUGUAGGGAUGUCCUCGUUUGGCAUACGCGCACCGAGAAGACCAAGCUGACCGCCGAGGAGGCGCUCUUGAAGAAGGGCAAGCGAUCCGACGGCGGCAUGGAGGUCUAGCCCCCGGUAGCCCACUGUAUAUACAUGCACCAAGCUGUCAUCCUAGUGAAUUUAUUUCUAUGUGUUCGUCCUAAAACUGUCCUGGAAACCUAUCGCUGUUUACAGAGAUUCAUGUUUCCUCGUAGUCUAGUUAAAAUAUCUUACUUACGCUGAUAUUCAAAACUAUAACCAGAAUCGUUGCUUGUGAGCAAUGGUGCCCUAAUAUCGGUUACUUUAUUAUUUUGUAAAAACAUGGUGAAGGCAUUAUGUUAAACGAAAAGACUAAGCUAACUUUUAUUUUCCUAAAUAUUUUUAAUAGUGCAAUUCAAUCAUAGAUUUUAAUAUUUUCAAGUCCAAAAUUGCACACAAAAAAAAAACGUAUCUGUAUGGAUUUCGUCAAAGCACAAGAGAUUAUAAACCAAAGGAGAUUUUUUUGACACCCCUGAGAGUAUUAGCGCAAGUUUAAUUUCUGAAAUACUACUAGUUGUACAAUGCUCAAAUCAAUGUAAGAUAUCUGUGUAAGAUAGUCCCUAGUCUAUCUGCAGGUUGAUACCCCCAAAACCCGAUGUCUGAUAUGAUGUUUGUUUUACCUCGAACUAGUUAGCCCCAAAUCGUGCCUCCUGUUCAAAGUCAUUAAACGAGUUGCCGCUUUAAACUGUAUUUAAAC
Messenger RNA from Drosophila subpulchrella, 1641 nucleotides. RefSeq names its product galactosylgalactosylxylosylprotein 3-beta-glucuronosyltransferase I (gene GlcAT-I). Lineage: Eukaryota; Metazoa; Arthropoda; Insecta; Diptera; Drosophilidae. The transcript has 2 exons. Gene Ontology annotation, biological process: chondroitin sulfate proteoglycan biosynthetic process; carbohydrate metabolic process. The record is from RefSeq and is a predicted model, not a curated record. Bases 75 to 995 code for a protein of 306 amino acids. Gene Ontology annotation, cellular component: Golgi membrane. Gene Ontology annotation, molecular function: galactosylgalactosylxylosylprotein 3-beta-glucuronosyltransferase activity.